Molecule: messenger RNA, 1664 nt
Organism: Schistosoma turkestanicum
Lineage: Eukaryota; Metazoa; Platyhelminthes; Trematoda; Strigeidida; Schistosomatidae
Source: the annotation of a GenBank genome assembly
UCGGAUUUCGGCCUUAUGGUUCGUGGUGGAUUUAAUUUUAGCGUGCGUUACGUUCUUUGGAACCCAAUUUAACAACUAGUUCUGAUUAUCAGUUUGUCUUCAUCUCAUGCUAGCUUUAUUCCAGGUUGCUGUCUUUUGAUUCCUCUACUUAAUCUUCAUUAAUCUUCCAGAUAACCUAACACACCUGCACACAAGGUACCUCCUGAAAACAACCAACUGAAGGCUGGAUAAACACAUCAGUUUUUCAUUGUGUUAUCAUGGAACAGUGCGUCACGGAUUGUCUCAAUAGUGAUGACUGUGUGGUGGUUGUUUGGUCAGGUGAAGUUCUAGAGGAUGUUAUGCGUGGUCUAAAAAUGGCUGUUUCCACGUUUGUUAAGGAGCUUCAGUUCGAAAACUUGGAAAAAUUCGCGGGCAGUCCGACUGUAGAUAGUUAUUUCCACAAGUUUUCCGUUAUCUUAUGUGGCUGGCCUAAUCCGAUAAGCAUAAACACACUCAAGUUUGACGUGUUAUCAAAUCUUUUAUCCUGUUUACGACCUGGUGGCCGAUUUAUUGGUCGUGAAUCAAUUACAGAUGAUUGGGAAUCUCUGGAAAAGAAUCUAACAAUCUCUGGUUAUAUAAAUCCUUACCAGUUGUCACGUGAAAACUACUUAAUAUUCAGCGCAUCUGUUCCGUCAAAUUAUACCCAGGGUUCCAGUGUCAAACUUUCAUGGACUAACAGUGAUGUCGAGGCGGCUUGGGAAGAUGUUGAUAAUUCAUCUGACGUUAAUGGAAGUAGUAUAAAUACAAAUGCACUUCUGCAAAAGUCAGAGUUACGAACUCCUUUAGCUGUCUGUGGAAAAGAGGUUUCAACGGAUUCAGCUGGAAAAAAGAAACGAGCUUGUAAAAACUGCACGUGUGGUUUAGCUGAGAUUGAAGCAACGGAAAAAGAAGAAUCCGAUAUCCCUAUAUCAUCCUGCGGAAAUUGCUACCUUGGAGAUGCCUUCCGAUGUUCUACAUGUCCUUACCGUGGACUGCCACCAUUUAAGCCUGGAGAAAGGAUUCUGAUACCGGACGAUAUUUUAAAAGCCGAUUUGUGAUAGCUCGCACAGUAGCCCAUCGUGAAUCUCUGUAUGUCCCUAAUGUUAAAAUAUGUCAUACUUUAUCAACGAAUCCUACCUUUCUUAUUAUUGUCCUCAUUGAGCACCGACUGUAAAUAAAUAUAUAGUAUAAAAUCAGGUCUUAAGAAGUAAAUGUUAAUGAAGAUGUGUUUCGGCAUCAAAUUAGUUAUUGAUUGUUAAAAUUAUCACAAGUUUAUUAUCUCUAGUGCUCUGGAUAAGACCUUACUUUAGUGCCGUUAGAUGCAUUCUGUAAAUGAUUUUAACAGUCUUUUAUUUGCUCUUUUUUUCGUUUAUACAAACAUAAAUGGAAAUGGUGAGCGCAAAAUUCACAUUAAUUGUAUCACAUCAAUAGGUCUCUUCGUAUUUUAAAACUUUUCACGAUUAACUCUGAUAGCUGACCUGAUUUGUAUGGAAAGAGAGUUAUGCAGACGAAAUAGUUUGUUUCAGUUGCUUGUAUACUGUUGCACAAAGAAACGAGGAAGUUAUAAUUACAGGAUACCUGUAUUGUUAAUCAUAAGAUACACGUAGUUCUUUAUCCCAAAGUAAAUAUCCUAAUCACAAAUAGAU